Messenger RNA from Vigna umbellata (rice bean), 1249 nucleotides. RefSeq lists its product as uncharacterized. Gene Ontology annotation, biological process: U1 snRNA 3'-end processing; nuclear mRNA surveillance; rRNA catabolic process. Gene Ontology annotation, molecular function: mRNA 3'-UTR AU-rich region binding. NCBI's taxonomy places the organism in Eukaryota, Viridiplantae, Streptophyta, Magnoliopsida, Fabales, Fabaceae. Gene Ontology annotation, cellular component: nuclear exosome (RNase complex); cytoplasmic exosome (RNase complex). The record is from RefSeq and is a predicted model, not a curated record.
UCAAUUUGCUCAAUACCCUUAGUCCCCUCAAUCAAACAACAUCACUGGUUCUGGAAAACCCUCCCUUGCUGAAUCGGUUCCUCCGGUUAUCCGAGUUGCGCUGAAAUUGAAGUCCUGACCCUUUUCGAUUCAGUGUUCAAACUGCAGUUUUAUAAAGGCUUCUUCAAUACUUGCCCUAGCUGCCUUGCCCCACCUCUGUUCCAUAGGGGAGCUGCUACUUAAAAGAGAUGGGAUUACCAAAGUCUUCUGAGGACUUGUCAUCGGAGAUGGAGGUUGAUGCCUUUAGACGCCUUUUCCCACUUCGUUAUUUUGAGCGUCAUCUUGCAGAAUCAAUAAGGCCUGAUGGUAGGGCACUUGGAAAAAGCAGAGAAACAAGUAUUUUUCUUGGUGCUGUUUCGACUGCUAAUGGGUCAGCUCUAGUGAAGAUUGGAUCAACUACUAUGUUGACUGCUAUUAAAAUGGAGGUUAUGACACCCUCCUUGGAGUCACCAAAUGAGGGCUGUCUAGCUGUUGAUUUCUUCAUGCCUCCAAUUUGUUCUCCAAUUGUUAGGCCUGGCAGGCCUGCUGAAGCAUCACCAGUGGUGUCAAAGCAGUUGUCCGACACCAUUUCAAGUUCUAGAAUGAUUGAUUUGAAAGAAUUGUCUCUGGUUAGUGGAAAAGCUGCAUGGAUGACUUACUUGGAUAUCUAUUGUUUGGAUGCUGAUGGUGCUCUUUUUGAUGCCGCUUUACUUUCUGCUGUUGCUGCUUUAUCUCAUUUGCAAAUUCCUGCUGUUGCCAUGAAUGAUGAUGGCAAGAUAGUACUUGUGUCUGAUGAAGAUGGACAAAACCAAACACAGGAGCCAGUCAAUAAGGAAAAGAGGAAGCUUACAUUAAGAAGCAUUCCGUUCUCAUUAACAUGCAUACUUCACAAGAAUUACAUCGUGGCAGAUCCCACCGCAGAAGAAGAAUCAAUUGUGGAAACCCAUUUGACAAUAGUUUUGGAUACAUCUGGCCAACUACUAUCUCUUUACAAGACUGGUGGGCCGGUUCUUGCCCAUCCUUCUACUAUCCAGGAUUGUGUAGCGUUAACCCGGCAAAGAGUAAAGGAAGUAAAAGGCCUCUUAGACAAAGAAAAUUCUGCUAUGGAAGUUUGAGUAGAAUUAUGCAAUCAUCUAUUUUUGGCCUGAAUGUUUGUUUAAAUUUGUACAUUCUAGAUACUACUGCGGCAUUUCAUUAUAAAAAUGGUUCUUUUCAUGAAUGUUAUACCCAU